CUUGCUUCAACGUAUUUCUUGUUCUUUCUCAAAAUGCCUAUCUUUCUCCGCACCAACAUUGAUUCGCUGCCCCCAAGGUCGAAAACCCUUCAAAAUGACCGCGGAUAACAAACCCAACCUCAUUACCGAUCUGCGAGACGACGUUUAGCGUGAACUAUGGAACAGGAUCAGGGGCCUCAUCAUUCAUUGGUUGAACGCGUCAAUGCCUCAACUUGCGUGGCUUCCUUCAGUUACCAGGUGUGGUUUAUUUGGCACGUUUUGCUUCAAUAUAUAAAGCCUUCAAAGUUCGCCAGAAUAUUCACUUCCAGUUAUUUCAAAGAUCUGAGUAAACGUUGACAGACGAGCAAAAUAUUACGCGCCUUUCGGCAAGUUAUAACAGCGAUUCUCUGAGCAAUAAAAGCGGGGUGGUCAAGCGGCUGAAAAACGGCGAUUCCCAACUAGUCACCUAAGUUGACCCCCACUGCACAUGGCCGAUAUUUAUGAGGCACUGUUUGUCAGUGGCACUGUAGUGGUCGGUGCAUACUGUGCUGUGCCUUACACACUUCUGACAUUGCGAUUACCAAAUGCCUGUGCUUUGAUUCUAUCUAGUGACAACCGAUACUUCCAGAAAAAAAUGUGUUUUCUACGUCAAAGGAUCUCCAAGUCUAAGAAUGACCCGCAAAUAUCUGUGCAAUAGCGAUCUGAACAGGCGAUAAGUCGUGACUCCUAUUUGUGCGUGAUUCAAGAAAUAAAAGUUGUCGUCAUGUGGUGGCUGGAGCGUGCCUACGACCUAUGCUGCUGGUGUCCCUGUCACCUUCACAAAAAGCGUCAAGGCGUGGCGAUGCCCCGAGGGUCUCGCGCCCAGGCCGCCUCCCCCGUGCGCCUGCACUACGACCUGGCAACAACGCCGCUCUUCCAGGACCACGACGACUCCGGAGACAUCGUGCUGUACGACACGAGCGUGGAGUACCUCCCGUCCCACACCAAGACCCGCACCUCCAUCGUCAGCGACACCGGCCGGAUGGAGAGCCUGAGGGAGCAGCUCCUGGCCGCAGGGGAGGAGCUCUCGUCCCCUCUCGGAGGAUACACCGACGACAGCGGAGAGGACGCCAAUCCCUCCCUGGUUCCGGCGCAGAAUUACUACGAAAAGACGGUGGAGCUGGAGUCCCCGGGCGCGAGGGGCUCCAUGUCCUCCCUCAGCAGCUCCGAAUACGUGAUGGUCGAUCGGGUCGAGCGAGACUCCGCCAUGAUCUCGGUCUUCCGGGCCCUUCGCUGCGUCGACGGCGUGGAGGCGGCGGAGAGAGACCGCCGCUUCUCGCCGCUCGAGGUGCAGAGGCCGCGUCGGCCCGCCCACGGCCGCAGCCACCCGAAUUAUAGGCCGGUUCGCCAAACUACUAUAGACUACUGAAUCUGCAGUUUAUUAACAUCAUUGUGUGUGAAAUCUUUAUUCUCUGCGGAAGCCUUUAUGUAAAGUACGACACGAGAUAUCACGGUUUAUGUAGGAUUAUAAUUGGUUUAUUAUGUGUGACACAGUGCAUUUCAUUUGCUUUUAAACUCCCAUUACGACACACGCAUGCACACACACACACACACACACACACACACACACACAC
Messenger RNA from Penaeus chinensis, 1592 nucleotides. RefSeq lists its product as uncharacterized. The transcript is spliced from 2 exons. NCBI's taxonomy places the organism in Eukaryota, Metazoa, Arthropoda, Malacostraca, Decapoda, Penaeidae. Bases 743 to 1387 code for a protein of 214 amino acids. The record is from RefSeq and is a predicted model, not a curated record.